Emys orbicularis (European pond turtle) is the source of this 2087-nucleotide messenger RNA. Its product is annotated as platelet glycoprotein Ib alpha chain-like. Bases 108 to 2087 code for a protein of 659 amino acids. Gene Ontology annotation, molecular function: protein binding. Lineage: Eukaryota; Metazoa; Chordata; Testudines; Emydidae. The record is from RefSeq and is a predicted model, not a curated record. The transcript has 2 exons. Gene Ontology annotation, cellular component: plasma membrane.
GUCAGUCAGCACAGUGGGAAAAGCUACACCCAGAGCAACCUCUCAAUCCACAGCUGGGAGUGAGGGCGACACAGGUGGGAGAGCAACCCCAGCAGAGACCCCAGACCAUGCUGUGCCCCACCUCACCUCACCUAGCCCUCCUGGCCCUGCUCUCUGUGGCUGGCGCUGUGGGUCCAGGGGAGCCAUGCCCGUCCGAGAUGAACCUGAUCAAGGACCGACUGCGGGUGAACUGCUCCGGAAAGGGGCUCAGCGUGGUGCCACUUGCCCUGCCCAGGAACACCGGCAUCCUGCUGCUCAGCUCCAACCGCCUGGCGUCCGUCUCCACUGCCUCCUUCCAGCACCUCCCUGAGUUGGCUGAGCUGGACCUGUCAGGCAAUGGACUGGGUGCGCUGCACACUGGGCCCCCCCUGCCCUUGCUGCAGGAGCUGGUCCUGUCCCACAAUGCCCUGGGGGUGCUGCCCACACUGCAGGGCCUGCCUGCCCUCACCCACCUGGCCCUGGCUCACAACAACAUUUCAGGGCUGCUGCCAGGGGCCUUCCGGGAUGUGCAGCUGCUGAAGGAUCUGAAUCUACGGGGGAACCAGCUGCGGACGCUGCCAGAAGAGGCCUUUGAGGGCCUGGCCAUGUUGAAGGACCUGGAUCUGUCUGAUAACGCCCUGGAGGAGCUGCCGCAGGGGCUGUUGGCUGGGCUGAAGCUGGAUAAGCUGUGGCUGUCAGGGAACCAGCUCCGCACUCUGCCCAGCAACUUCUUCCCCAAGGAGCCCAUAGCCUAUGUCUACCUAGCAGGGAACCCCUGGCGCUGUGACUGUGGCCUGGCCUAUCUGCGGGGCUGGAUCGCAGACAACGACUUCAGCAUCUACAUCCAGGAGCAGAGGUCAGAUGGGGUGCUGACUGAGAAUGAUCCCCAGAGCCCCGUGUGCGAUGAGCCCCUCAGACACCACGGGAGCCCUGUCCUCGAGUUCAAGCAGGCCUGCGGCAAAGCAGGGGACACAGACUUGGAUAUCGAUGGGACAAUGACAGAGGAGGGAACCCCAGUGCCCUCUGCUACUGUCCCCUCCACCACCCUGCCCCCAACCACCCCUAUACCCCCCACUACUGCCUCCUCCACCACCCUGCCCCCAACCACUCCCGUGCCCCACACUACUGCCCCCUCCUCCACCCAACCCCCAACCACUCCCGUGCCCCCCACUAUUGCCCCCUCCACCACCCAGCCCCCAACCACUCCCGUGCCCCCCACUACUGCCCCCUCCACCACCCAGCCCUCAACCACCCCUGUGCCUCCCUCUACAGCCCCCUCCACCACCCAGCCCCCAACCACUCCUGUGCCCCCCACUAUUGCCCCCUCCACCACCCAGCCCCCAACCACUCCUGUGCCCCCCACUACUUCUUCCUCCACCACCCUGCCCCCAACCACCACCAUGCCCCCCACUACUGCCCCAGAACUUGCACCCCCACGGCUCCCCAGCACCCCCAUGACUCCCACCACCUCCCUUAUCCCCUCGCCUCCCUUCCAUACCAGCCCUCUCCACAUCACCCCCUGCCACCAGCCACCCCCUCCGAAUGGGGCUCCCCGCCUCUGCACAUGCCCCACCCCACCCCCAGCGAUGCCCGUGGCUGGGCGUCAGCAGGGCAGGGAGGGCCCACAGUGGGGCCACUGGGUGCUAGCCCAUUGCUGCCUGCUGCACCUGGCGCUCUACCUGGCCUCCUUGCUGCUGCUGCUGCUGCCCAUGCUGGCUCUCUUGGGCUGGAUGGGCUGGGUAUAUCUGGGCUGGUAUCGCCCAGCUCUGAGGAGUCCCCCGGGGGCACGGCUGGUGCGGUACCAGCUGCUGAGAAAGGGGGAGGGGGCAGCACCCCCCAUGAUGCAUCUUAGCAGCUUCAAGAGCCUCAUAGAGCCCCCAACCUUCUGCACCACCAAGGAGCUGCGGAUCCACCGCGACCCCCCUGUGCCCUCCUUCCGACGUGUUACCAGGAGGCUGCUGAGUGUGGGGGGGCUGGGCCCCUGGCGAGCUCCCUCCGCCUACAGCCUAGACAGGGGGGAAGCAGCUAUCGGGGCUGUCAGGGUGAAAUAUUCAACCACCACCCUCUAA